CGCGCUCCUGCCCUGCCUCCCCGCGGUCUCUCCCCCCGCAGCCCGCACUCGCCUCCCGCCGGGGCCCCCCGCUCCCAGAGACCACCCCGCGCUCCGCCCGCCGGGCUGGGCGGCGGCUGCGAGGGUCGGCGGCAGCCCCCACACACGAGCGGCCUCCCCGGCCUGGGCCGGGACAGACGCGGCCCGUGGGUGCCCCGUCCUGCGGACGGGAUCGGGACAGACCCAUCUCCCUCCGGCUCGUGGGGCCGGGCGGGAGCGGCCGCGGUCCCGGUCCGGUUCGGGAGCCCCCAGAGCGGGGUCGCGGGCAGCCCGGACCCGCCGGAGCUCACAGACACGCUUGUGCACAGAAGAGGAAGCGGCGAGGGUAAAGUACUGGAUUUUUGUCAGAAAUUCUGCAAGAGUGACUAUCAGUAAAGAUGUCAUAUUUAAUGAAAGGAUUUAAAUGUCACAGUUCUGUGAUGUGCAAAGUAGCAGGAAGCCUGUGUAAAGCACACACGUUAAAGAACGCAUUUGGCAUCAAUGAACAAUUCAAAAUUUCACGUGCAUUGUCCCACCUGAGCUCUGAAAAGACAAAUUCUUAUAAUUACAUCAUUGUGGGAGCUGGAUCCGCAGGCUGUGUGCUGGCCAACAGGCUGACAGAAGACCCGCACAGCACCGUGCUGCUUUUGGAAGCAGGCCCUAAGGACACCCUGCUCGGCAGUACGAGGCUGCUGUGGAAGAUCCACAUGCCCGCUGCCUUAACGUACAACCUGUGCGAUGACAAAUACAACUGGUACUACCACACCACUCCGCAGCGGCACAUGGACAGCCGGGUGAUGUACUGGCCCCGGGGCAGGGUGUGGGGCGGCUCCUCCUCUCUCAAUGCCAUGGUCUACAUCCGCGGCCACGCCGAGGACUACAACCGCUGGAGCAGGGAGGGGGCUCUGGGCUGGGACUAUGAGCACUGCCUGCCCUACUUUAAGAAGGCACAGACGCACGAACUGGGGCCGGAUCGGUACAGAGGUGGGAGUGGCCCCCUGCAUGUGUCAAGAGGGAAAACAAACCAUCCUCUCCAUCGGGCGUUCCUGGAGGCUGCCCAGCAAGCCGGGUAUCCCUUCACUGAUGACAUGAAUGGCUACCAGCAGGAAGGCUUUGGCUGGAUGGACAUGACUAUACACCAAGGUCAAAGAUGGAGCACAGCUAGUGCUUAUCUUCGCCCAGCCAUAUCACGCCCAAAUUUCUCAGUUGCAGAGAAGACACUUGUAACAAAAAUCUUGUUCCAAGGAACAAAAUGCAUUGGUAUUGAGUAUGUGAAAAAUGGGCAAAGGAAAAAGGUUUUUGCCAAUAAGGAAGUUAUUUUAAGUGGAGGUGCCAUAAAUUCUCCCCAGCUGCUUAUGUUGUCUGGAAUUGGAAAUGCAGAUGAUCUAAAAAAGCUGGGGAUCCCUGUUGUUUGCCAUCUUCCUGGAGUAGGCCAGAACCUGCAAGAUCAUUUAGAAGUGUAUGUCCAGCAAAAGUGCACCAAACCUAUUACUCUGUAUAGUGCACAAAAGCCACUGAACAUGGUGAGGAUUGGUCUCGAAUGGCUUUGGAAAUUUACAGGUGAGGGAGCCACUGCCCACCUGGAAUCUGGUGGUUUCAUCCGGAGUGAACCAGGGGUUCCUCACCCCGACAUUCAGUUCCACUUUCUUCCUUCCCAGGUGAUUGACCAUGGCCGGGUUGCUUCCACAAUGGAAGCUUACCAGGUCCACGUGGGACCCAUGAGGAGCACAAGUGUGGGCUGGGUGAAGCUGAAGAGUUCAGACCCAAACGACCACCCCAUCAUCGAGCCCAACUACCUGUCAACAGAAAGAGAUAUUUGGGAAUUCCGCCAGUGUGUCAAGUUGACCAGAGAGAUCUUUGCUCAGAAAGCUUUUGAAAAAUUUCGCGGGCCUGAAAUUCAACCAGGAAAUCAUGUUCAGUCUGACAAAGAAAUAGAUGCUUUCAUAAGGCAAAAGGCUGAUAGUGCUUAUCAUCCUUCCUGCACCUGUAAAAUGGGUCAGCCUUCAGACAGCACCGCUGUAGUGGACCCCCAAACAAAAGUAAUUGGUGUUGAAAACUUGAGAGUAGUUGAUGCUUCAAUAAUGCCCAGUGUUGUCACUGGAAACUUGAAUGCCCCAACUAUCAUGAUAGCAGAGAAAGCUGCAGAUAUAAUUAAGGGCCUCCCAUCACUUCAGGAGAAAAAUGUUCCUGUAUAUAAGCCCAAGACCUUGGAAACACAGAGAUAAAUAAAUACUCUCAUCCUUUCAUAUCAUUUGCUAUUUAGGCUUUCAUCUGGAUGUUGGUAUCUUGUACUGAAUAUGCCAACGUGAUAAAUGUCAUUCAAAACAACAUAUCCUACUAAAUAACUAUUAAUUUGAAUAUUUUUUCUGUAUUAGACUAUCUACUGGUCUUUUUUAAUCAGCUGACUUAAGUUCCUUUUUUAGAAUCAUAGAAUAUGCUGAGUUUCAUGGGACCAAUCAGGAUCACUAAGCCCAACUCCUGGCCCUGUGUAGAACACUCCAAGAAUCACAAAUUUAGUUAAAUAUGACCUUUUGUGGUAAAGUUAAGUUUUCUGUUGAAGAGAAGCUGUUUCUAAAUGACAAGAUGGUUGUACACAUCAGCCAGAAAUACCAUGUGGCUGCAUGAGGAAUGGAAGAGAUUAAUGUGGGCUGUUUUGAAAAUGAUUAUGUUAUUUGAAGAAUUUUAACUGCUAUGAGAAUUUUACCCAGGAAAACAGAUAAUCAGUAAUCACCACAUCCUGCAGAGAAUGGUCAGGCACAUGUAAGCACUUAUGAAAUUUCAAAUUCAAGAGCUGAAUUAGUUUGUAUCAGAAUUCAUAGGAAAGGGAGGAACCUGCAUGUGCUCAGAGUUUGUCAAACAUGACAAACAUUUCCUAUAUGAAAGGAAUGCACGGUUUAGAAAAUCCACUCAAAGCUAGAUUUCACUAAGCUCAGCAGCCUCUAACUGUAGAGCAUUCAGUGAGAAGACAUACAGUGUAUUUAUCGGAACUUAUUUUUCUAAAAAUGCAAAACUGGAGUUGAAAUUUAUAAAAAUCUACUGGAAAAUUGAUAUUUCUCUUUGUUUUGUUUUGCUUUUGUUUUUUUCAUGAAGUGCUUAGUAGAAUUCUGCUCACAAUUUAAGCUGAUGUCGUUUUACCACUCUAGCAGUAAGAGAUCUGCACUUUGUAUAACAUCCUUAAUGUGAUUGGUCUUUGCUCAGAUGAUUGUUUGCAAAAGCUGUUUAUCAGUAAAUAUUCCGAAUGGUGCCUUGCUAUCACUCAAAUUUUAUUUAGAAAAAUUACAACCAAACUAUAUUUAAAAUGAAAGGUUACUCAAAAUAACUGUAUAAGGUCAGAUAUUGAUGGUAUGGGAAGAGGUCUUUUUAAAUUAGAAGGAAAAUGUCUUAUUCAGUGAACCAAUGCUAUAUUCUAGUUAGUUCUUAAAUCUAUGCUUUUUUAAUUUUUCAGAUGUGUAAGUUAAGAUACUUGAGCUUUCAUGGCUGGUUUUGGUGUCAAACUAACUUUCAGGUACUGAUUAAAAAAAAACAAAACUAAAGAAAGUGAGAAAGUGAACUUACUGAAGGAAAUUUAUUCCAUUGAUUAUUUUACAUUUAUUAAGUAUUCCAAAGUAACUUCUGACUAAGCAGAUGUCAAAUCAUAAAGUAAAAUCUUCCAUAGCCUAAGAUUGCUCAGGACUUGUGGCAAAGAGAAUAAACAUCUUUGCAGCAAAAAAUUGGAAUUUUACACAAUUAUAACAGACUGUAGAAAACCUUGCUGACUCAGAUGUUGGCUGGAGGAACAACUGCAGAUGUUCAAGGCAGAUACUUGCACCUGGUGCUGCUCUCUGUAAGGCACUGACUGGGAGCUCUGCUGAAGCAAAGGACUUAAUUCCUUAGAGCAUCUUCAUAAACACAAACAAAACCAUUGAAGAUGGAAGAUGACAGCAGUGAACUCUGCUCCAAAGGGAGACAGGUAAACCCUUUCUAUGUAUUGAUGCAGUCUUUUGAAAUGAGGGGAAGAACAAGAAUAUUUCACUUCAUAGGUGAUCGAUUAGCUGAGUUAAGGAGACAAUGAUGCAGCUGUUUGAGAAAAGCAUGGACUGUGUAUUUUGUGUACCUCCUCAUGGCAAAUAAUUCUUUCUCAGCACUUACGCUUGUGAGAUUUUUCUUUAAGGUUAUUCAGUAAGUUCUGCUGUCAUUUGGAAAACAAUGAGGAUAUUUUAAGUUAUAUAUACUGGUGAGACUUACCACAGUCCUGUGCAGUAGAGAAGAGAGGCAAUUUGGCAAGAUGAGACACUGAAGUUCCUGCAAUUUGCAGAGUUACAAUGUGGGCUUCCACUCCUGGGAUGCAAGGUGGGAAUUGUUAGUAUGCAACUGCAGAGGAUUAAGUAGCCACUGGCUUACAUAACUCACCACUGAACAUGCAGGCCUCUCUGCUGUUACGCCAACCUCCAAAAAGAGAAGUAAAUAGCAAGGUUAGGUAUUCAUGUGUCUUAUGCUCAGGAGACAUUGCUGCACUGAGAAAUCAGAUAAUCAGGCAUUUCUUCUGAAACAUCAUCUUUUCUUGCAGUUCUAACCAUCCACAGACAUCUUGCAGAUUCCUCCCCUUCUAAACACUUGAACAUCUCCAUUGCUGUGAGCUGCAGUUGCUUUACUAAUUCCAUUGAGGCUCCCUCAUGACAUUCCUUUGAUGCAAUGCUGAAGGGUUUGUUGCCCUGGGGAAAUCUUGAGUAGCAUCAAUUUGCCAUUAAUUUGUCCUGUGUUGUACCUAGUUGCUGGUAUUGAAUUCCUGUUAAAAAUUGUUGUGACUUCCAGCAGAGUCACGUCUGCUGAAGGGUCCUUAGAACAGGUCUAGGUUAUUCUAACAUAUCCUGUGGAGCUCUGGCAGUCUCACAGCUACAAUUCACCAUCUUUUACACCUUACUGGACUGCAGAACACAGGUUGUAAUUCCACAGUUUUACCUAUUUAACAAAACAAUACAGUGUGAGUAUUCCCAACUCUACCCAGCUAUAAAUUCUAUAAAUAUGCAGAUAACAUAUUAUGUGUUCAAAACCAGUUAACAGUAAAAGCUGUUUAAUUCAAGAAUUCCUAGACCUGCCAGCAUAGCUUGGAGCAGCAAUGGUACUGCAAGAGAGAACACCAGCAUCUCCUUGGAAAUGGCUUGCUGCAGAUGCUCCAGGCAGUUGGAGGUCUCUGGCUGGAGACAAUGAGAUUAAGAGAAAGAAAAGGGACCAAAACCAUUUUUUUUUGUACAUCUCAGCUCAAGUUGUUUCAGUACGAGGAAUGCUUUUAAAAGCAGCAGAAUAUAGCAGUUUUUGUAAAAUUGCAUUGUGUUCAAUUAAUGUAAAAUUUUGUACACCACAACCUUAAAAUCCUUGCCAAGUGCCUGCUGUCAAUUAGUCUGCAACCAAAUUAGGCAGUUAUAGGAGCACUGGAAAAGUGAGCUUGGAAUAUGCAUUUUCUAUAAAAUAAACAUAAAAAUGGAUUUUGAGGAAUAACAAAAGCAUCAAUAUAUUAAAUUAUAGAAAAUAUAGAUAUAUCAUAUAUCAUUAAAUAAUAAUAAAAGUAAUUAAAUACUUUUUAUAUUAUAGUUAAAAUGAAGAGGGAGAACACAAGCAUAUCUUAUUACAUUAUUACAAUUUUUAGUCUCAAUACUUCUGUCAGCCAAGUUCCAAAAAAAGACACUGUUCAAAUAUGAAUAUAUGUUAUAGAUUCAUUUUUUCAGUGAAUUUACUUCACUGUAGAAUACUUACCAGUGUUUAAUUAUUUACUAGUAUUUUCUCUUAUUAAAUACAUAUCUAAACAAA
Motacilla alba alba is the source of this 5802-nucleotide messenger RNA. RefSeq names its product choline dehydrogenase (gene CHDH). The transcript has 8 exons. Gene Ontology annotation, cellular component: mitochondrial inner membrane. NCBI's taxonomy places the organism in Eukaryota, Metazoa, Chordata, Aves, Passeriformes, Motacillidae. Gene Ontology annotation, molecular function: choline dehydrogenase activity; flavin adenine dinucleotide binding. The record is from RefSeq and is a predicted model, not a curated record. The coding region runs from base 417 to 2243 and encodes 608 amino acids.